AUUUUCCCACACUAAGUGGCAUCACCAACUGUAUAAACCUGUUUCUUGUCUCCCUCCCUGUCUAAAAUUCUCACAAUCUCCUCCCGUUGUCGUCGUGGUCCUCCUCCUCCUCAUUGAUUCUAAGCUGGAUUCGGUCAGCCAUGGCGGUCUUCAGCGUAUUCGUUGGACCGAAUCAGUACCUGUCUUCAUGCCUCGUUCCUCCUCCACCUCCAAAACUGAAUCACAGUUGCAGACAACAGCUCUCUGUUAAGGCAUCUGCUGGUAACUCAGAUGGUGAGGACUGCAAGUUGAUCAGAAAAGAGAAAGAUGGAUGGAAGAUCGAUUACUCCGGCGAAAAACCAGGCACCCCAUUGCUGGACACAGUCAAAUACCCAGCUCACAUGAAGAAUCUCUCCACAGAGGAUCUUGAACAACUUGCAGCAGAGCUGAGAGUAGAUAUCGUUUACAGCGUUUCACAGUCAGGUGGGCAUCUCAGUUCAAGCUUAGGUGUGGUGGAGCUGGCAGUGGCACUCCAUCAUGUGUUCAACACGCCUGACGACAAGAUCAUAUGGGAUGUUGGUCAUCAGGCAUAUCCUCAUAAAAUUCUUACAGGAAGGAGGUCCAAGAUGCACACAGUUAGGAAAACUUCAGGUCUUGCCGGUUUCCCUAAAAGGGAUGAGAGCGUUUAUGAUGCUUUCGGUGCAGGCCACAGUUCUACAAGCAUUUCUGCUGGUUUAGGCAUGGCAGUUGCAAGAGACCUACUUGGGAAGAAUAACAAUAUCAUUUCAGUGAUUGGAGAUGGAGCCAUGACUGCAGGGCAAGCAUACGAAGCCAUGAAUAACGCAGGAUACCUUGAUUCUAACCUGAUCGUCAUAUUGAAUGACAACAAGCAAGUCUCCUUACCCACUGCCACUCUUGAUGGCCCUGCAACUCCCGUUGGAGCCCUCAGCAGCGCUCUAACCAAGCUCCAAGCAAGCACCCAGUUCCGCAAACUUCGCGAGGCUGCAAAAAGCAUUACGAAGAAAAUUGGAGGCCAAACACAUGAAGUUGCAGCAAAAGUAGACGAGUACGCAAGGGGAAUGAUAAGCGCUUCUGGAUCCACUCUCUUUGAGGAGCUUGGGUUAUAUUAUAUCGGUCCAGUGGAUGGACAUAAUGUUGCAGACUUGGUCACCAUUUUCCAAAGAGUGAAAGCCAUGCCGGCGCCCGGGCCAGUUUUAAUCCACAUCAUGACGGAGAAAGGAAAGGGCUAUCCCCCAGCUGAGGCAGCAGCUGACAAAAUGCACGGUGUGGUCAAGUUUGAUCCAAAAACCGGCAAGCAAUUUGAGACCAAAUCCCCUACACUUUCAUAUACUCAGUACUUUGCUGAAUCUCUUAUAAAAGAAGCUGAAAUCGAUGACAAGAUUGUAGCCAUCCAUGCAGCAAUGGGUGGUGGCACUGGUCUAAAUUAUUUCCAGAAGAAGUUUCCAGAUCGUUGCUUCGAUGUGGGAAUCGCCGAGCAACACGCUGUUACAUUUGCAGCUGGUUUAGCUGCCGAAGGUCUGAAGCCGUUCUGCGCUAUCUACUCAUCAUUCCUGCAACGAGGAUAUGAUCAGGUGAUUCACGAUGUAGAUCUUCAAAAACUUCCUGUCCGCUUUGCAAUGGAUCGAGCUGGCUUGGUUGGUGCAGAUGGGCCAACCCAUUGUGGAGCAUUUGAUAUCACAUACAUGGCUUGUUUGCCCAACAUGGUGGUUAUGGCCCCGUCUGAUGAAGCUGAGCUGAUGAACAUGGUCGCCACUGCAGCAGCCAUAGAUGAUAGACCUAGCUGCUUCAGAUUUCCAAGAGGCAAUGGUAUCGGAGCGCUUCUUCCUGUUAAUAACAAAGGAACCCCACUCGAGGUUGGUAAAGGAAGAAUACUGAUGGAAGGCAGUAGAGUUGCGAUUUUGGGAUAUGGUUCCAUAGUUCAACAAUGCGUGGAAGCUGCAAACAAGCUGAAAACCAGGGAAAUACAUGUUACAGUAGCCGAUGCACGAUUUUGCAAACCUCUGGAUACCGAACUAAUCAAGCAAUUGGCUAGGGAGCAUGAGAUCCUUAUUACAGUGGAAGAAGGUUCAAUUGGAGGUUUUGGAUCUCAUGUAUCCCACUUCCUAAGUUUAAGUGGUAUUCUUGAUGGACCGCUCAAGUUGAGAGCAAUGGUACUUCCUGAUACAUACAUUGAUCAUGGAGCACCGCAGGAUCAGCUUGAAGAAGCAGGGCUAUCCUCGAGGCAUAUCUCAGCCACGGUAUUAUCUCUGUUGGGGAGGCCAAAAGAAGCUCUACAGUUCAACUGAGUGCACAAGUGACCUCGAUUUUGUUGCCAUGGAAGCUGUUCAUAAAGCUUUGGCAAUCUGGAUUUAAGAAAAGACGAAUGUCAAAACCAAACUACACAGCUUAUUUGGGGUGCUCAUGUAUUAUGGUACAAGACCCUAUCAAAUUCAUAUCUCAAGAUCAAAGCAUCAUUGAUUUAGGGAUCCGAUAUGAACAAUCAGUGAUCAGUGCUUAUGUUGUUACAAAUUGUAUUACAUUGAAGGACGCAUGGCGCAAAACUUGAAACAAACCAAAAAGAAGAAUUUGUUUUUCCUUGUAGAGAAUGCUCACUCAUGUACCCUA
Molecule: messenger RNA, 2604 nt
Organism: Pyrus x bretschneideri (Chinese white pear)
Lineage: Eukaryota; Viridiplantae; Streptophyta; Magnoliopsida; Rosales; Rosaceae
Product: probable 1-deoxy-D-xylulose-5-phosphate synthase 2, chloroplastic
Exons: 10
Coding region: 141-2285 (714 amino acids)
Biological process (GO): terpenoid biosynthetic process
Molecular function (GO): 1-deoxy-D-xylulose-5-phosphate synthase activity
Source: RefSeq, a predicted model, not a curated record